Messenger RNA from Scheffersomyces coipomensis, 1023 nucleotides. It is a transcript of the gene RPF1, whose product is annotated as rRNA-binding ribosome biosynthesis protein. Lineage: Eukaryota; Fungi; Ascomycota; Pichiomycetes; Serinales; Debaryomycetaceae. The record is from RefSeq and is a predicted model, not a curated record. Gene Ontology annotation, biological process: maturation of LSU-rRNA; maturation of 5.8S rRNA. Gene Ontology annotation, cellular component: nucleolus; preribosome, large subunit precursor. The coding region runs from base 94 to 990 and encodes 298 amino acids. Gene Ontology annotation, molecular function: rRNA primary transcript binding. The transcript has a single exon.
CCUCAUCUAACAAAAAAAAUUUAUCAAAAUAAAACAUAUAGCACAUAUACAAUAGAUAUAUUUUGAUUUGAUUUCAUAUCAUAUAUAUUCAAUAUGAGUCAAAGUACAAGUGAAGCAUUAAAGAAUAUCAAGAAUAAGCAAAGGAGGCAGAAGGUCUUUGCUGAGAUCAAACAUGAAAAGAAUAAAGAUCGUCAUACCAAAAGAGCUGAACGAGCCAAAGCAGAACGAUUAAAUCCUGAAUUAAAAGAAGAAAGAUUGGCUACUAAUAUACCGGAAACGAUUGAAAGUAAACGUGUAUUCGAUGAGACCAUAACAGAAGAGAUUGAAGGGGUGGAUGAGUUUGAACAAUAUUUCGGAGGUGCUUUAACUGGUGAAGAUCCUAAGAUUCUUUUAACUACUAGUGAAGAUGCUAAAAAAGCUGCUUAUGAAUUUGCUGAUAUUUUAAUGGAAUUUUUACCUAAUGUAACAUUUAUUAAAAGAAAGAGAAAUUAUAAAAUAGCUGAAAUUUGUCAAUUUGCGGGAAAUAGACAAUAUAAUAAUGUCAUUGUUAUAAAUGAAGAUAAAAAGAAAGUAACCGGUAUGACAUUUAUUCAUUUACCUAUUGGACCUACAUUUUAUUUUUCUAUCACAAAUAUUAAAGAUGCUAAAAGAAUUGAAGGACAUGGGAAUGCUACUAAUCAUAUUCCUGAAUUAAUCUUAAAUAAUUUCAAUACUAGAUUAGGUAAAUCAAUAGGAAGAUUAUUUCAAUCGAUAUUUCCAAAGAGACCGGAAAUUGAAGGUAGACAAGUUAUAACUUUACAUAAUCAAAGAGAUUUCAUAUUUUUUAGAAGACAUAGAUAUGUAUUUAGAAGUGAAGAUAAAAUGGGAUUACAAGAAUUAGGACCUCAAUUCACUUUAAAAUUAAGAAGAAUGCAAAAGGGUAUAAGAGGAGAUACCGUUUGGGAACAUAGACCUGAUAUGGAACGUGAUAAAAGAAAGUUCUAUAUAUAAGAUCUUUCUAUAUAUAUAUAUAUAUAUAUAUAU